UUUCAAACAAGCUCUAACGUUCAUUCGUCCAUAAAUCACAAGGAAGCAGCCAAUUUAGAUCAAAUUCUCUUGAAAUUUCCGGGCAAAUCUGAGCUUAAUCCACUAAGUGGGUGUUGAAGAAGUCAAUGGCGGCAGGGGCGAGCAGAAAGAUAUCAGCCGCAUCAGCCAGAGCUCACACCAGGAGAGGAAAUCAACAGUCUUUUCAAUUCCCUUCAGGGAUAAUUGGGAAGAUUCUUUUGGUCUUUUUCAUUGUGUUCUUGGCAUGGGCUUAUAAGGCAACUCAGCCACCAUCGCCAAAGAUUUGUGGUUCUCCAGACGGUCCCCCUGUAACUGCUUCUAGGAUAAAGCUUAGUGAUGGAAGGCAUUUGGCCUACAAAGAACAUGGUGUUGAAAAGGAUAAAGCUAAAUACAAGAUAGUUUACAUACAUGGUUUUGACUCAUGCCGACAUGAUGCUGUUGCUGCCACAACACUAUCUAAGGAUAUUGUUGAAGAUUUGGGGGUCUAUACUGUAUCAUUUGAUAGACCUGGCUAUGGAGAAAGUGAUCCCCAUCCCAACCGGAGCUUGAAGAGUAUGGCUUUGGAUGUAGAGGAGCUCGCUGAUCAGCUGGGACUAGGACUUCGUUUCUAUGUGGUUGGAUUUUCCAUGGGUGGGCAGGCGGUUUGGCCCCUCUUGAAGUACAUUCCUCAUAGGUUAGCUGGAGCGGUGCUUCUAGCACCUGUGGUUAACUAUUGGUGGCCAAGUUUUCCUGCCAAUCUAUCAAAGGCGGCAUACUACGAGCAACUUCCACAGGAUCAAUGGGCAGUUGGCAUUGGUCAUUAUGCCCCAUGGCUUACCUACUGGUGGAACACUCAAAACUUGUUUCCUGCUUCUAGUGUCAUAGCUCACAGCACUGCUGUGCUUUCUCGUCGAGACUUUGAACUCAUGCCCAAACUUUCUUCAAGAAUCGAGUAUCAGGCACAGGUAAGGCAACAAGGGGAAUACGAGACUCUCCAUCGUGAUAUAAUGAUUGGGUUUGGGAAAUGGGAAUUUGAUCCGAUGGAGUUGGAAAAUCCUUUUACUAACCAUGAAACUACUGUGCACCUAUGGCAUGGUGAUGAAGACAAGAUUGUGCCGAUUUCCUUGCAAAAGUACAUAGCUCAAAAGCUUCCAUGGAUUCACUAUCAUGAAUUGAAAGGUGCUGGGCAUAUGUUUCCACAUGAUGAUGGAAUGAUUGAUGGAAUUAUCAAGCAACUUUUAACUGGGGAGAAAUUUCAGUCCUGAGGAAAUCAGAUAAAGAAUUUAAGGUUUCAAUAGAGUUUGAGAAUCAUACGAAUCGUCGAAUUUUGAACAUAAUUAAGUUGUUAAGCUAUCGGUUCGAUCCUGUAUGUUGAUGAUUAUUUUUGUUGUUUAUGGAUCGAUGUUGACUUCC
This is a messenger RNA of Impatiens glandulifera, 1410 nucleotides long. RefSeq lists its product as uncharacterized. The transcript has 5 exons. NCBI's taxonomy places the organism in Eukaryota, Viridiplantae, Streptophyta, Magnoliopsida, Ericales, Balsaminaceae. The coding region runs from base 126 to 1262 and encodes 378 amino acids. The record is from RefSeq and is a predicted model, not a curated record.